GAGGUUGAAGAUACAUCCCCCAAUCACUGCUCUACCAGCUUUAAGGUGCUGGUGGUAUCCCCCCUGUUUGAAGGAAAGCCCCUGCUACAGAGACACAGGUGAGAGCAAGGUGUGGUUUAUGGGAGAGGUUGGAGGAGACCAGACGGCAUUUCACAGCCCGGGGUCCAGUGCUCUAUAAAUUGAAAGGAUAAUCUAAGCAUUAUAUCCAAAACCCUCUAUUGUAGUGGUUAUAGUGUUAGUAGUUGGUGCUUUCCCCUGGUUCUGGGACAAAAAUGGGUUUAAAGCAUUUUAACCAAAAACUGGGGACCUGGUGCCUGCGCACACUCACAUUAAGCAUAAUCCGUUCAUCCAUCUUUGAAUGGCUAUUGAAUGACAUCCUAAUCCACGCCACCCAAAUCUGAAUGAAGUGGAUAUUGCGAUUGUGGAAUCUGGCAUACUUAAGCUGUCACUAACCUGGUGUACACAAUGCGUGGCUGUCACUAACCUAGUGUACACAAUGCGUGGCUGUCACUAACCUAGUGUACACAAUGUGUGGCUGUCACUAACCUAGUGUACACAAUGUGUGGCUGUCACUAAUCUGCUGUACACAAUGUGUGGCUGUCACUAAUCUGCUGUACACAAUGUGUGGCUGUCACUAAACUAGUGUACACAAUGUGUGGCUGUCACUAAACUAGUGUACACAAUGUGUGGCUGUCACUAACCUGCUGUACACAAUGCGUGGCGGUCACUAACCUAGCGUAAACAAUGUGUGGCUGUCACUAACCUAGUGUACACAAUGUGUGGCUGCCACUAGGUUGGUGUACACAAUGUGUGGCUGUCACUAACCUAGUGUAAACAAUGUGUGGCUGUCACUAACCUAGUGUAAACAAUGUGUGGCUGUCACUAAGUUGGUGUACACUAUGUGUUGUUGUCACUAGGUUGGUGUACACUAUGUGUUGUUGUCACUAACCUAGUGUACACUAUGUGUUGUUGUCACUAACCUGGCGUAGACUAUGUGUGGUAGUAUCUCAUUUCUUUAAGGCAGUUUGAUGACUCUCUGCUGUCCCCUGCAGGUUGGUGAACAGUUGUCUGUCUGAGGAACUAAAGGUGAUACAUGCAUUUGAACAGAAGACGCUGACUCCAGCUCAGUGGGAAGUAGAAAAGAAGAAAUGA
Molecule: messenger RNA, 1152 nt
Organism: Pelobates cultripes (western spadefoot toad)
Lineage: Eukaryota; Metazoa; Chordata; Amphibia; Anura; Pelobatidae
Source: the annotation of a GenBank genome assembly